Molecule: messenger RNA, 944 nt
Organism: Epinephelus moara (kelp grouper)
Lineage: Eukaryota; Metazoa; Chordata; Actinopteri; Perciformes; Serranidae
Gene: sfr1
Product: SWI5-dependent homologous recombination repair protein 1
Exons: 3
Coding region: 291-932 (213 amino acids)
Biological process (GO): double-strand break repair via homologous recombination; positive regulation of DNA-templated transcription
Cellular component (GO): Swi5-Sfr1 complex
Source: RefSeq, a predicted model, not a curated record
UCACUGACUUUGGAGGUUUGCUUGAGUCUCAAAAAUAAGGAAAACAGAAGUAUCUCACACCGCGUUCAGUUUUGUAUCUUAGUCCGAGUUUUUUGAAAAACCUGUUAGUUGUUGAUUGCAUAUUACGAAAGUGCUUAUUAGUACGUGUGUUUGAGUGUUGGUGUUAGUUUUGUUUUUACGUGUUUGUCGAUGAGAAGCUAUGUGACUAGCUAAAAGUCGUUAAGCUAACUGUAUCCCGAAGGUGAGCGUUUCUACUGUUACAGUAAAGUUCAGAUGAGUAAGUGUCACCGAUGGAAAUCACCCCUAAAGCUGCCAAAUUAAAGUCUGUGUACUCAUCACCGUGUGAUUCAGUGGAGUCAAGCCCCUGUGAAUACAAAGAGGAAAAGCAUCAUCAGAAGCUGAGCUCCUCGCUGAAGGAGAGGCUGAAGAGAACAAGGCGCUCCUUCACCUCGCCCUUCUCUGUGGCCAAACGCCUUUGUGUUGAUGAUGAGGAGUAUGAUGGCCGACAAGUUUCAGCAGAUUCCCGGGACAUGGUUAAUAACCCUCCACUGAUCGUGCCCAGUGUUGAUGUAAACAGAAAUGAAGAGACAUCAGGGAGUGAGAAGUUUUCUGGAGCCAGUCCCAAACCAACACAUCCUCCUUCCAAAGGCUUUAAACAACAACGAGACCAGCUGAGGAAGGAGGUUAAAGACAAGGCGGAGACUCUGCGCAGACUCAAGAUGGUGAAAAUGUACAGAAGCAAGAAUGACUUAACGCAGCUCCAAACCCUGAUUAACAAAUGGAGGAGUUGUGCUCAGGCUGCACUGUAUGAGCUCCAGUCAGACGUCCCUGUAGACGGACGAAAGGCCAGCCUGUCGGAACUGAUUGACCUCUUUGGUUUGGAUGAUGGCAUCCUGCAUUUUGACCGCACAGAAGAGGACUUCACUACCUAAUAAACGUGCUUU